AUGUUGUGCUCACAUCUUAAAUUUGAUUGUUCAAGAUGGUAUGGUUUAAAAGAGAUUGAUGCUGCUGUGAUUAAGGUUAGGGAGAGUGCUAAAUAUUGUAAAGGUUCCCAAUCUAGGAAAGAAAGAUUCAGAACUUGUGUUGCUCAUGUUGAACUACAAUCGGUUAAAGGUUUGAAACAAGAUGUUCCUACGAGAUGGAAUUCUACCUACUUGAUGCUUGAGAGUGCCUUGUAUUACAAAAAAGCAUUGAUUCAUUUUAAAAAAAUUGAUGCAAAUUAUGUUCAUUGUCCUUCCACAGAAGAGUGGGCUAGAAUUGAAAUUUUUUUUAAGUUUUUGAAGGUUUUUUAUGAAGUAACCCUUGCUUUUUCUGGAACUAAGUAUCCUACUGCCAAUCUAUAUUUUAACAAUGUGUUGAGGGUUAGAUUGUUGCUGAAAAAUGAAAUGGGAAGUUCUGAUUUGUGUAUGCAAAGGAUGGCUAGUAAGAUGAAUGAAAAAUUUGGGAAAUAUUGGUCUGAAUUUAGCACUUUUAUGGCUGUUGCUGUGGUGUUAGACCCACGUUUUAAGUUGCAAUGUGUUCAAUGA
Beta vulgaris subsp. vulgaris (sugar beet) is the source of this 582-nucleotide messenger RNA. Its product is annotated as zinc finger BED domain-containing protein RICESLEEPER 2-like. Bases 1 to 582 code for a protein of 193 amino acids. The record is from RefSeq and is a predicted model, not a curated record. The transcript has a single exon. NCBI's taxonomy places the organism in Eukaryota, Viridiplantae, Streptophyta, Magnoliopsida, Caryophyllales, Amaranthaceae. Gene Ontology annotation, molecular function: DNA binding.